Messenger RNA from Carassius auratus (goldfish), 3226 nucleotides. RefSeq names its product serine/threonine-protein kinase NLK-like. The record is from RefSeq and is a predicted model, not a curated record. The transcript has 11 exons. Bases 16 to 1317 code for a protein of 433 amino acids. Gene Ontology annotation, biological process: protein phosphorylation. Lineage: Eukaryota; Metazoa; Chordata; Actinopteri; Cypriniformes; Cyprinidae. Gene Ontology annotation, molecular function: MAP kinase activity; ATP binding.
GCCCCCCCCCCCCAAAUGAAUACUUCCCCUAAAUUUUCCAAUGGCACCGAGCCCUCCCAUUGUCCUCCGCUUUUUUUCAGUUGCCAAACCGGAGGGAGCACAAAAGAGUUGCACUAUAAUCCAUUAUCUGCCAUCUUCCCCUUGGGCCUCCACCGUCUCCGUCUGAUCGAUUCUGACAGUGCCACUGUCGUGUCAGUGACAGACCCCAGAGAUGGCAAACGCGUGGCCCUCAAAAAGAUGCCCAAUGUCUUCCAAAACCUUGUGUCCUGCAAGAGGGUUUUCCGCGAGCUGAAGAUGCUUUGUUUCUUCAAGCACGACAAUGUGCUGUCAGCUCUGGAUAUUCUGCAGCCUCCACACAUCGACUACUUUGAGGAAAUUUAUGUGGUGACGGAGUUGAUGCAGAGUGACCUCCAUAAGAUCAUCGUGUCUCCACAGCCCCUGAGCUCUGACCACGUCAAAGUCUUUCUCUACCAGAUCCUCCGAGGAUUGAAGUAUCUACACUCAGCUGGCAUUUUGCACAGAGACAUUAAACCCGGUAACCUGUUGGUCAACAGCAAUUGUGUGCUUAAGAUUUGUGACUUUGGUCUGGCAAGAGUGGAGGAGCUGGACGAGUCACGUCACAUGACCCAGGAGGUGGUGACGCAGUACUACAGAGCACCAGAGAUCCUUAUGGGGAGCAGGCACUAUUCCAACGCCAUCGACAUCUGGUCUGUGGGUUGCAUCUUUGCCGAACUGCUUGGCCGACGCAUCCUCUUCCAGGCCCAGAGUCCCAUCCAACAGCUGGACUUGAUCACAGAUCUGCUGGGGACUCCGUCUCUGGAGGCCAUGAGGACGGCAUGUGAGGGGGCCAGAGCUCACAUCUUGAGAGGACCACAUAAACAGCCCUCACUUCCUGUCCUGUACACCCUGUCCAGUCAAGCAACCCAUGAGGCCGUUCACCUCCUCUGCAGGAUGUUGGUCUUUGACCCAUCAAAAAGGAUCUCUGCAAAGGACGCCCUGGCGCACCCGUAUCUGGACGAGGGGCGUCUGCGGUACCACACCUGCAUGUGCAAAUGCUGCUACACCACUUCCUCUGGCCGCGUCUAUACCAGUGACUUUGAGCCUGUCACCAAUCCCAAGUUUGACGAUGGCUUUGAGAAGAACCUGACGUCAGUUCGGCAGGUCAAAGAGAUCAUUCAUCAGUUCAUCCUGGAGCAGCAGAAGGGGAAUCGGGUACCGCUCUGUAUCAACCCCCAAUCAGCUGCCUUCAAAAGCUUUAUCAGCUCAACAGUAGCUCAGCCCUCUGAGAUGCCUCCAUCUCCUCUUGUUUGGGAGUAGCUGAGGACGGCGGAGAAGAUGGUGUUGAUAAACAGUGGUGGUGGACGUCCCUCUGGCAGCCCGUCCCGCGUCCACCCCUGGACUACUGACCCCCAGGCAUCCCCAAACCUGCGUAGCAUUUCACUGGAGUCUAGGACUAGCCAUGUCGCUGAUGUGUGUGUGUAUUGUAAUAGUUACUAAAUGGAGUUUUAUAGAAGCAACCACUGCUGAUGAGUUCAAGCGGGACACGGGACGGGUGGGCAUGGUCACGGGGGGACUGUUCGUGCAUACCCACUGCUCUGUAGUAGUAUACUAAAGGUUCGUGAAGGGUACGAACCUGUACUUUCGGCAGACGAAGUCGGCCUCUGUGGACUUGGAAUGUAUUUUGAACAGCAGGGCGGCAGAGUCUGUGCAGUAUAUCUGAAGGAAAACUCAUCACGACUGUGUGCGAGUAAUCAUGCUUUAUUUAUUCAUGGAAACAGGAAGUGCAGUGCUUCAUGUAGUGUGGAAAGAAGGCAAGUUUCUCUGAAUCGGUCUUUCACUCGCGCUACAACCACGGCGGAAAAAACGCUAUCCUCAUUAGUAGCCUAUUCAUUAGGCCCCACCCUUGUGAAAGGAGCGGUCACAGUAACCGCUGCUCAGAAUUUCGAGGGCGAAAUCCAGUUGUUUCAGGAAUCUGCGCGUUUUGAAAAUUCCUGGUGCAGAACUAGUUGGACAUGUAAAUUUGUCGCGCCGACAGAAAGCUGCUUCAUACAUAAAUACGCUAUUGGUGGUGAGUUUCUUUUUUAAAAUGGGCAGCAAAACUGAAAUAUUGCUAGAGUGACGACUCGUUUGGCUGUAGUGAGCUGCUCAUUGCGUUUAUUGCCUUCAACGGCGGUGUGAUUUUUUUUUUUUACGACUUCCAUUUUUGCUGUCAUCUGCACUCUUCCUUUCUUUCUCUAUCGAUCUUUGUUCGUAUCUCGCUUUCCGUCUCCUAUUCAACUCUUCAAAUCAGUAUUCCUUAGCGCAGCACUUGGCAGAGAUACUGAUUCGUAGGCUUCUCUUAGUACUCCUGAAUGUGGAUGUGUUGUGUCAGUAUUUAGUACUUCGGAUUGGUGACUGAAUGGCACAACGAUUCAAAAGGAUCCAAAGCAUGCAAGAUUGGCCAGAGGGAAAAUGCUCAUACUGAUAGGGUUUAUUUGAAUCGAAGGAGACUUUGUGAGCAUGUCCAGAAAUCUUGCAGGUGCUUGUCUCCUACCGAGACUGAAAACCCAACUAGCAUGUAGCGAAAUGAUAUGGGGAGGUCUGUGUUUUCAGAUGACCUUUGAACCCUGCUCACCAUGAUGGAGUAUCUAGAAUAGCAUGCAAACCAAAUUAAAGGCUUAAAACUAAAAAUAAAUAAAUAAAGCAAAUAAAUAAAUAAUGGAUUGAACUGUUGGUAAACCAAACCAUUCCAUAAUUGCAAUGGUAUAUUUCCGAACUUUGUCUAGUGAGGAACGCCAUUGUGAGUGCAUGUAUGGACCCCGUGCAUGCUUCUAACUGACUGUGGCAUCACAAUAGUGAUCCUGUAGAUGUCAGUUCGGUGUCGUCUACUUUGACCCCCCUCAAAAGCACCUUUUCUGUUAAAAGACUCCUGGAUCUGAUGGAUCUGAAAAGGGUGCCUGGGAAAUGGUGAAUAUUGUGGGUCUGGAAAGACAUUGGGAGUAGUUUUCACUCACUCUACCAUGCUUAAACUUCCCAUUUCUGCACUCUCUCUCAGACUAAAAGAAAACAAAUAGAAAAUAUUUAAUAUAUUUUUAGAGAAUUAUUUUUAUUUCUUCCUCAAUGUGCUAUGGCAUGCUUUCCCAUGAUCCACUGAGUAAGGUAUGUAAAUAAGCGAUUAGCUGGUAGAUUUCAAUAGAAACGAAAAAUCUACAAAAAAAAAAAAAAAUGAUGUAUUAAAAAAAAAAUC